Messenger RNA from Capronia coronata CBS 617.96, 357 nucleotides. RefSeq lists its product as uncharacterized. The coding region runs from base 1 to 357 and encodes 118 amino acids. The transcript has 3 exons. Lineage: Eukaryota; Fungi; Ascomycota; Eurotiomycetes; Chaetothyriales; Herpotrichiellaceae. The record is from RefSeq and is a predicted model, not a curated record.
AUGGAUACCGAAGACUACGAUGUCGACAACGCGCGUGUUGUCAUCGGCCUGGAAUUUUGCGACGUCAUGACAGCCUUGGAGGGCGAGAUCACAACGGCCGAAGCAACCGUCCUCAAGGAUCGAGUCACUGCACUCCGAGUGCAACUUUUCGAGCUCCACAACGCCAAACACUUCCGCGAAGUGGACCUACUCCUUGAUGAAGAGAUAGCAUGCACAAACACGGAUGAGCGCAGCGGCGUGUGGUAUCUGAUGAAACAAAUCAACCCAGGGAAUGUCAUGUCUGUUGCGACGAGUUGCCUUAUUCUGCAACUGUACAAGUCGGGGACUGCCUCCAUGCCUGGUGUCGGCAAUGUCUGA